Mastomys coucha (southern multimammate mouse) is the source of this 7072-nucleotide messenger RNA. RefSeq names its product cell division cycle 73 (gene Cdc73). The coding region runs from base 192 to 1787 and encodes 531 amino acids. Gene Ontology annotation, molecular function: RNA polymerase II complex binding. The transcript has 17 exons. NCBI's taxonomy places the organism in Eukaryota, Metazoa, Chordata, Mammalia, Rodentia, Muridae. Gene Ontology annotation, cellular component: Cdc73/Paf1 complex. Gene Ontology annotation, biological process: positive regulation of transcription elongation by RNA polymerase II; transcription elongation by RNA polymerase II. The record is from RefSeq and is a predicted model, not a curated record.
GGGUGGCUUCUGCCCGUGCUGCUGUCGUAGACGCGGACGGCUGUUCGUGUUGGCGGCUGUUGGUUCGCGGCGGCGGCGGCGGCGGCGGCGGGGGAAGAGGGCGAGGCGACGGGGAGAGGAGGCGGCUGGCGCGGCGGCGACGGCGGUGACCGGGGCCCGCGGCGGCGGCGGCGGCAGCGAAGGGGGCGAAGAUGGCGGACGUGCUCAGCGUCCUGCGACAGUACAACAUCCAGAAGAAGGAGAUCGUGGUCAAGGGGGAUGAAGUGAUCUUCGGGGAGUUCUCCUGGCCCAAGAAUGUGAAGACCAACUAUGUAGUUUGGGGGACUGGAAAGGAAGGCCAACCCAGAGAGUACUACACAUUGGAUUCUAUCUUAUUUCUCCUUAAUAAUGUGCACCUUUCGCAUCCUGUUUAUGUCCGGCGUGCAGCUACUGAAAAUAUUCCUGUGGUUAGAAGACCUGACCGAAAAGAUCUACUUGGAUAUCUCAAUGGGGAAGCCUCAACAUCAGCAAGCAUAGACAGGAGUGCCCCCUUGGAAAUAGGUCUUCAGCGGUCUACUCAAGUCAAAAGAGCUGCAGAUGAAGUUUUAGCAGAAGCAAAGAAACCACGAAUUGAGGAUGAAGAGUGUGUGCGCCUUGAUAAAGAGAGGUUGGCGGCUCGUUUGGAAGGCCAUAAAGAAGGGAUCGUGCAGACUGAACAGAUUAGGUCUUUGUCUGAAGCCAUGUCAGUGGAAAAAAUUGCUGCAAUCAAAGCCAAAAUUAUGGCUAAGAAAAGAUCUACUAUCAAGAGCGACCUGGACGACGACAUAACUGCCCUAAAGCAGAGGAGCUUUGUGGAUGCUGAGGUAGAUGUGACCAGAGACAUUGUCAGCAGAGAGAGGGUGUGGAGGACAAGAACAACCAUUUUACAGAGCACAGGAAAGAAUUUUUCAAAGAAUAUUUUUGCAAUUCUUCAAUCUGUAAAAGCCAGAGAAGAAGGGCGUGCCCCUGAACAACGGCCUGCUCCAAAUGCAGCCCCUGUGGAUCCUACAUUGCGUACAAAACAGCCUAUCCCAGCUGCUUACAACAGAUAUGACCAGGAAAGAUUCAAAGGCAAAGAAGAAACGGAAGGCUUUAAGAUCGAUACUAUGGGGACCUACCACGGCAUGACGCUGAAGUCUGUAACGGAAGGUGCAUCUGCCCGUAAGACUCAAACUCCUGCAGCCCAGCCUGUACCUAGACCAGUGUCUCAAGCAAGACCCCCCCCAAAUCAGAAGAAAGGGUCACGAACACCCAUUAUUAUUAUUCCUGCAGCUACCACUUCUUUAAUAACUAUGCUUAAUGCAAAAGACCUUCUACAGGAUCUGAAAUUUGUUCCAUCAGAUGAGAAGAAGAAACAGGGUUGUCAACGAGAAAAUGAAACACUAAUACAGAGAAGAAAAGACCAGAUGCAACCAGGGGGCACAGCAAUUAGUGUCACAGUACCUUACAGGGUAGUAGACCAGCCCCUGAAGCUGAUGCCUCAGGACUGGGAUCGAGUUGUGGCUGUUUUUGUACAAGGUCCUGCUUGGCAGUUCAAAGGUUGGCCAUGGCUUCUCCCUGAUGGAUCACCAGUUGACAUAUUUGCGAAAAUUAAAGCCUUCCAUCUCAAGUAUGAUGAAGUUCGUCUAGAUCCAAAUGUUCAAAAAUGGGAUGUAACAGUAUUAGAACUCAGCUAUCAUAAACGUCAUUUGGAUAGACCAGUUUUCUUACGUUUCUGGGAAACAUUGGAUAGAUACAUGGUAAAGCAUAAAUCCCACUUGAGAUUCUGAAUCAUUUAAUUCCUCCUUUUCUGAAGACUUGGAUUAAGAAGCAUGGAUAUAGCUUGAUCUACAGACUGAAACCAAGCUUUAUGAAUUCAUGAAGAACUUGUAAAUGAAGAAAGACACAGACUAGUCUUUUAUAAGACCCUGUUUGACGCUGUGUGCUUCAAAGGGGCAAUGCCUCUCAUCCAUACAAGCAAACUUUUUUGGCUUACAACUAUUUUUUUAAUAUUAGCCUUCUAGUCUGUAAUGGAAAUUGUAUAUUUUGAUAGAAGUUUUUCUCUAUUGGUUAAAUUAGCAUUACUUAAAAUUUGUUUCUUUAGAAAUAAAUAGAGGUUAUAAAUGUGUGUAUAUUUAGGACUUAUUAGGCUCUUCAAGCCAUCUUGCUUCUGAUUUUUCAUUGCUCUGUGGUUCCUUUUACUGGAAAGUACUGUCAUGAUGGUAUUAAAUUUUAGACUAUAGAACUUCAAAACCCUAUCGAAGGGAAAUAACUAUUAAAUCAGUUGAAAGUCAGCCUGUGUGUAUACUAUGUCUAUACUAACUCAUGUUGAAAAAGGAAUAAUGAAAAAUCAAGAACAAGUCUUCAGUUUCGGUUGAACUGUUCAGCCUUCUCAAGAUUUCUUUUGUAAAUGAAUACAUUUAAUGAAUGUACAUUCUCUUUGUUGACUUUGAUGAUUUUAAACUUAAAGUGAUAUAUUUCUAUCUGGGAUGUGUUUCCACUUGAAAAGAAAUCUUAAAAAAAUAACAAAGAUUAAAGUGAAAUAGAUUGAAGUGAUUUUUACUUGGGAAGGUAAAGUAUGAUUUGGGGGAAUGAGUAUGUGUCAGCGUAGUUACAGUGUAACUUGAACCUCUUCUAAGUCUGACUAUGAUUCUUAUUUUAUAUGCGAUAAGAUUUUGAGUCUUUGUACACAUGUCAACUUGGGACUUCUUAUCUUCCAUUAUCCCUAAAUAUUGAUAAAUUCCCAGGCACCAAAGAACACAUUUGCUUACGUGUCUGAACAGAAACAAGAUAAAAACACUGGUAUUUUUAUGUGUGUGUGUUCAAUGUGGUAUAAAAUAUAAAACCUAUAUUUUAACUUAGUAAAAUAUUUUACUAUUCCUCUACCUUAGACAGAGUAUUGCAUCCAAGCUGCAAUGAAUGACCAUAUUCCUUGAGUCCUGGUUUUGUCUUUUACUACUUAAGGAAUGUUCAUUCCUUGAAACUGAUUUUAUCAUUGGAGUUCUUUUUGACUCUCUACCUUGUAUCUUGGUUCCGCAGUGACUAUCUCUUAGGUUAUCCAAUUGGGGGAGCACAGUAAAAACAUUUAGCUCUUGCUUUUAUUCAGGUAAAUUUAUUUACUUAGUAAUUUUUUUUUACUUAGUAAAUAAAUAGAUUCAUUUACUUAGCCUCUUUAGAACUUAAUGCUAUCAUAAAGAUGAAAAACAAUUAUUAUUUAUUUUUUUAACUUCUAACAAAGUCCAUUAUCAGUAAAAAUGGGAAGUCAUUUAUUCAGAUGGAAUCCAGGGGGCUCUCCAGAAGAAAAGCAGCUAAUGUUUUCAAUGGCUUCAGUACUUUUGUAGUUUUAGUAGGUUCUGUCCACAGUUUCCCAUUCUUGCAUUCUUUUCUUGAUGAUAAAAGAAAACUCACUUUGUUCACAGAACUUCUCAGCAUAAAAUUUUUCUUAAAUUAUGUAUUGAAUAAACUUCCUUCAAGUGAAAUAUUAAGCAACUCAAACCUGUAAUACUUUAAUGUAACAUUACUUGGUAGGACUACUGCAAAAGACAUGAACUACCUACUACCUUUUCAUAAAGAUGUUUGGUAUUUGUUCUUAAUAACUGAAGUUUGAUUGAUAGCUGAUUUUGGUUAAAAUUAAUCCUUUGUACACGGUUUAUUCUCUAUUUUAAAUGUGCUUUGUGGGUAUCAUCUUUAGCAUCAGUAAAGCUUGGGCUGUGCUUUACAUGCAUCUGGAAGUCAGAUCCUUUGUGUGUACUAGGAUGUCUUGUUUUAUUUUUAAGAUUUAAAAAUAAUUUUUUUCAAUAUAGCAAGGUAAUGAAUUUUAUGGUAGCAUUUUAAGGGAUCCAUGUCAUCUUUCAUUGUUCUUUUCCUAGCCCCAGCUCUCUUGCCUCCAUUUUUUUCUUUGCUUUCACAUAUAUCUUUCUUUCUCUUUUUCUACCUCACCUCUUCUUAGUAGCUCUUCUUCCUUCUGUAUUAUAUAUAGUCUUUCUUUCGUUACCUAUACAUAGACAUGGACAUAAAUUUUAAAAUAUUUAAUCUCAACAUUGUGGACUAUUAAGUGAUUUGUGAAUUUUUAGUGGGUAAUUAUAAAAAUAACAUGAAAAAGGAAGUGAUGAAAAACAUCCACUGUGCUCUCCCAGUCGGUCAGUCAUUAUUGUCUUGUGACUCAGUUGUACAGCAGCACCUAUCCGGUGCUUUGCACAUUCAGGCAUUCAGUAGUUAGUUAUAUGUGUAAAUGGAUGGUAUAUUUUCAGCAUAAGACUGUUAACACAGUUUUGACUUUAUUUGAUCUUACAAUUUGAGAAUAUACAAUUCUAGGGCAUGUGAAGAAAUAGAUAAUUUAAUAAAAAUGAAGUACACAUUACUAAGUUCAGCUUCCUAUAAUUUAUUGAUGGAGGUACUCCUGCCAGCUUUACUUAAAGAAAGGUUCUCUGUUAUUUAUAAUCUCCUAAGUAACAGUAAGAAAAAUUAUGUAGUUUUUAAACAGAAGCUCACCAUUUGGAGACAUUUAAAAAUACUAAUAAUUUUCAAAAGUUUUUCAGAAAAAAAUUUUUUUGAGAAAGGGGUAAGAUUCACCUAUUUACAUUGUUAUUGGAAGUAGUGCCAGCAUUAAAGAUCUUGGUUUCUCCUCUUUUCAUUUAUGUAUGUUUUGUGUGUGUGUGGAUUUAUUUUUCGAGGCCACUCUUUGCUCUAGACCAUCUCUUACAUUGGUGAUAUUGGCCUAUAUCCCCUAAUGACAAAUUCAAAUCUUAUUUAUUUAAGGAGUAUUUUGCUGUUUAAUAUUUAAACAACAUUUAAUAUAUUUUAUUAUUAAUUAGUAUUAUAGCUUACAGUUUGUUUCCUGUUUGCUUAUUGCUUUACUAAGUAUUUUUUAGCAGAGGCAGAAUGGCAGCUUAUACAGGAAUAAGUAAUUCAUGCUAAAGAAAACCUCGAGGCUUUUAAGUUCAAGGAACUAUUAUUUUCUUUGCUAUGCAGAGUAGGAUACAAUUUAAUUAUGAAAAGAAAGGCAUAGUAUGAGUUAGUUUACAUAAAAAUGUUUUCACCUAAAGAAGAUUCACUAUUUAAUAAGCAUUGAAGAGAUUUUUACCUAAAUAAAAAUUUCUGUGACUCUUAAUACAAAGUGAUGACAGUGUUCUUUUUUUUUUUUUUUUAAAGUGGGCAGGGAUUAUUUCUUACACUGAUAAGCUAUGCAAGAUGUUUUGACAUUUUACAGUAUCUUACAAUACUAUAAUACAGUAGUUACUGAAGGUGGUCAGAAUUAUCCAUUUAGAAGGUGUCUUUAAAUUAAAUUGGGUUUUGUUUGUUUUAUUGUUAUUUGUUGGCUUGAGAAUAAUCCCAGAGUCAUCUGCAUUCUAGGCAAGCACUUCGUCCACUCAGAUUCCGAACCAUGAAUUGUGAAAUUAUUAGAAUACAUAGCUAAACUAGAGAAGUUUGUUUUUGCUUCCCUACCCCAGGGAAAGUUCUUAAAGCAUGAGUGUGAGUGCUCAUAUAUGUACGCACAUUCAAGUCGAAAGAACUGCCUUUCUGUUGAGUUCAAAUUCAUGUAGAAUGUUGAGGGAAAAAAAAAUAAGGUAAAAUCUGUAGAAAUUUGGUUUUAACUGAAAAGCUGGUGGUGUUUUUCAAAUGAAUGAAAUUUAAAUUAGAUUCACUUUGAAAUUACCGAACUUAACCACUUGUGUUUUAUUUUCACAUGGCGAUGCUCUUUAAUUUUAUAGUAAAAUGGAGAAUUGACUAAUCUUGACUUAGAGAAUUUGAUUAGGGAUUUAAAUUAGGUGCUAAAUUUAUUGGUGUAUUCAUGGCCAUGUGUAGAAGGAUAUGUUGGCACUAACAUAGUUUCUGCACUAACAUGUUGGCAGAACAACUAAAGAAAAAUUGAAAAUGUACAGUAGCUGUAUAAAUAUUUUUAAUAAGUACACAGUAGAUUAAUUAUGCUUUCAGAUCAUUGAUGUUCUUGGGGUUGUGUGUUAGGAACUGUUCAUAAGAGUAUCUUGGAAGUUAUAAAUUGCCUUAUACUGAAAUGCAGUAAGGAUUUUUAUAUGAAUAAAAUUUGUGGAUACAACUAGUUUUGUGCCAAAAUUAUAAAGAUGGGAUUAUAAUAUGUCAAAAUUAAGCAAACGUUCCUUCCAAGUAUUUUGUAUGCUGUUAAAUUUUGUUUCUAUUUUAAAUGUAAGUAAAGCUACUUAACCUCCAACUUGGGUUAGAUUUCUGAAUAGGUAACCUUAUUCCCUUCCACUGUAACAGCUUGCUUAAUCAUUAAGUUUGUGAAGCAGAGCAGUUCCUGAAUGGAUCUUACUUUGAAGCCUCUGUUAUCUGAUAAAAUGUUCCCAUACUCAUUUCAUUUUGGGAACUUUUUGAAUUGUGGGCUUUAUUUUAUAUAGAACAGUUUACAGUUAAUCUUGGAAUAUACCUACCAUCCCUUAAUUUCCCCCAAAAGACUCCAAAUAAAACAAAAGUGAGAGAGAGAGAGAGAGAGAGAGAGAGAGAGAGAGAGAGAGAGAGAGAGAAGAGAAGAGAGAGAGAGGAGAGAGAGUGAGAGUGUAUGUGUGUGUGUGUGUGUGUGUGUGUGUGUGUGUAUGUGUGUGUACAUACCCAAUGUAUAUCUACCAAGAAGGCAGAAGUAUUGUCAGUUUGGGAUGUUGUCUUUAUGUAAAGUGACUCAGUGGGAUUUGUCAGGCAUAGUAUUUCUGUUCAGGAAAUAAAGAUGUUUACUUUUUGGAACCAAUGGGUUAAAUCCUGUUAGUCUCUUUUUUUCAGUUAAUAAGUAAUUCCUAGAAUUCUUCAUUAAGGCAGCAGGUUUUAUGGCUUAUUGAACUUAUAAUUGAAGUAUGUCAAAUUUCUUGUUAUUAUAAUAGUAUUAAAACUAUAUCCCAGUAUUUUACAUAUAAAUAUCCUGAUUUUAACAUAAAUUUCAACACCACAUUCCCAUAUGAUCAAAUAAUUAACAUUGUCAUAUUGGCAAUGCCAGAAAUAACAUGUGAAUCUGAUAGGACAGUUUUCUAAUGAAGGACUUAAUGGGCCAUAUUUAAAUUUAAUUUUUGUGUUCUUCAUAAAUGCUCAAUAAAUAUGAACUUCUGUUUUC